This is a messenger RNA of Rhipicephalus microplus (southern cattle tick), 912 nucleotides long. RefSeq names its product salivary anticoagulant protein P23. The record is from RefSeq and is a predicted model, not a curated record. NCBI's taxonomy places the organism in Eukaryota, Metazoa, Arthropoda, Arachnida, Ixodida, Ixodidae.
CGUCACGGAAUCGUACGUCUGGCUCUCGUUCCGUCAGUGCUGUAUCAGUUGCAGACAGCAAGAGUCGGCAGGAAGGCCUUGGUUGAUUUAUACUACGUGCACUAAAAGGAGCAAAAUCAUGAAGCGCCUUCUCACGCUACUAUGUGUCGUUGCGUACGCCGGUCACGCAACGGCUGACAACAAAUAUCAAGAAGCGGUCCACGAUCUGGUACGUCUUCUGGAAAGAGACACAUCACAGCCUAAAGGAGGCUCAAGCAGCGUCAAUCAAGCGAAUGACUUCAUCGACGUUGUCCUGCUGCAAAGGAUGCCUCCACUGAUCAGAGAAACGCCUGGCUUGUUUCCGGCUGCUCCCUUGCCUCCCCACUAUUUCAAGGUGUACAAGACGUCCAUCACCAACCGUGAUUUGAAGGUGAACGUGACACGAGGCGGGAUAAAGAACUUCGACACGGCCAUUCAUCGAGUCGGCGACUGCAUCCCGGCUGUUGUGGCUGGAAACACAAGUGUCACUUGCACACUCAGCUUCGACGGGAUCCUCGCCGAACUUGUCGCCGUGACCAAGGGAGACAACCUUCUGAACAUAGUGAAAUCCGUGGACGUGGAGGCCGUCGUCUACAACACGACCGGUCGACUCGAGAUCACGGCGGCUCCGAACAGACCGGGCUUCGUGCGCACUCUGUUCGUGGAGGGCGUCAACUUCGACGUCAGGCCCGGAUCCAACCUGGACCUGAACGAAGUCCGAAUGAACAACUUCAAGAUGCACAUCGCCAACUUUCUCAGGGAGGAAUUGUACAUGAACAUCUACGGCAACUACCACGUACUUCUCAACCAAGCCAGCGCGCGCAUGAGCUUCGCUCUGUCCUAAUAAUGGCUCUCGGUAAUCACCGUAACAAAACAUGACUUGUAAUACUAGUA